AAGGCAUGGAGGCCAAGUUGCUUUAUACUGUGAAGCUACUGAAGUGUGGAUGAGGCAACCAGGACCAUGACCAUGACCAUGGCGAUGGUUCUUCUCUGCUCACCGUCUCUUCUCCCACCUCAUCAUUUUCUUAGGAAACAGAGUAAAAAGUUGUUAAGCGAGAAGAACUGUAAGUUAAAAGAGAAGAUAACGGUACGUUCAUGUGCUUCUUCUUCUUCGAAACCCAUUUCAGUAGAAGGGAUAUUCAGGAGAGAUUUGGUGCUCUUUGGUCUAUCUUCGUCCAUGUCCAUUGUCUUUCCGUCUUCGGUGUCUCUGUUGCAGGGUCCGUUGCAGAGGAAGACUUGAGAAUGGAUGCUUUGGUAGAUGAAAUAAAUGCCUAUACUUAUUUAUAUCCAGUGGAGUUGCCAUCUAAAAAGGUCCUCUUCAAAUGGGUAGAAUCCAGAAAGCCAGAACGAUAUUCAUCUGCUGCACCAUUGUCGCCUGAUGCCCGUCUGCGCAUUGUGUCUGAGCGUGUUGACAUUAUUGAUAACCUGAUCAUUUCGGUUACGAUAGGUCCCCCGAAUUUUCAAUUCAUAAAAUCUAAGGACAAGAGUACGUGGACAGCAAAAGAUGUUGCUGAUUCUGUUUUGUCAGACAAGUCUGCAUUGCGAGUCACCUCAAGUCAGCGGUUGGCUGAGAGUUCAGUUCUCGAUACCCAUACCAGUGAAAUCAAUGGUGAACCAUACUGGUAUUAUGAAUACCUUGUGCGCAAGUCACCCACCAAAACUGCUCAAGAGUCAAAUCUUUAUCGGCACUACAUUUCUUCAACAGCUGAACGAGAAGGUUAUCUGUAUACUGUAAAUGCUUCAACUCUAAGCAAACAGUGGAACAAGAUGGGGCCUUUCCUGGAGAAAACUGUAGCUUCAUUUCGUCUUCUUCCUCCCACAGAUAAUUAUGUACCUCCAUACAAGGAUCCAUGGAGAUUUUGGUGAUCAUGUUUCUUUUAAUUCAUUUGUUGCUGUAUCUUUUCUUCCCCACUCCUUUACAAAGUUUAAACUUCAAUAUAAAUGUCAUGGGAAUCUCCGAUUGGCAAAGUCAAGAUUAUAGUUCUCUUGCUGUGGGAUGACAAACAUAUAAACUCUCUCCUUAUGGUUGAUUGAGGAUUCCAUACAACAUCAAGUUGAUUGUUUUUCCUUUUAGCUUUUA
Manihot esculenta (cassava) is the source of this 1185-nucleotide messenger RNA. Its product is annotated as psbP domain-containing protein 5, chloroplastic. The coding region runs from base 201 to 971 and encodes 256 amino acids. The transcript is spliced from 11 exons. Lineage: Eukaryota; Viridiplantae; Streptophyta; Magnoliopsida; Malpighiales; Euphorbiaceae. The record is from RefSeq and is a predicted model, not a curated record.